AGGCAACCCAAGAAGACUUCCACAUCGUGUAUGCCUGCUAUAUAAGACCAUAUGGAGAUUGUUGGCAGCGGUCAACUAUGACCUACGAGUUCUCUUCUAUUGUCUGCUCCGUAUACCCAUUUGGGAACGAAGGAAUGAGGGUGACCAUUCACCUACCAUAGUGUAUGUGGAGAAAGACGGAAUAAAGGGAGUUAUAUACCCUGAAGAUUGGGACGAUAAUGACGCCAAGGUCAUGUGUCAACAGCAGGGUUAUAAAACAGGUGUAGCCCUCGGGCCCAAGUAUACAGAUCCAAGUUACCCAUACUGGAUGUCAAGCGUGCAAUGUGCUGGAACAGAAGGACACAUUGAAAAUUGUACCUUUGAAGAAAAACCUCCUCUUUGGAAAGCAUUCUCAUUCAGGGACUUUCGCAGCGCGGCACAAGUGCAUUGUACAAAUGGCACAGGUGUCGAUAUACAACUUGAUGCAGGAACAUCGCCAAACUCAGGAAUGGUGAAGGUUUCUGUUAGCGGGGAGUGGGGCGUUAUCUGCGAUAGAAACUGGACUAAUAUGGAUGCGAGGGUAGCCUGUCGGCACUUGGGCUUUUAUGACGGUCUUGCUGGUACCAAUGUUAACAAAUCAUUAGGAAAAGGUCGUUUGUGGUUGCACAACAUAGAAUGCAGCGGUGAAGAAAAGUCUAUAUUCUCCUGUCCGGGAAGUUUUAAUGUUACGAAUCAACAAUACUAUGAUAAGUGCAUGGCGUAUGUUUUCUGUACGGAAAAAGUUCGACUUCAACCCAAUGUGACAUUUGGCGCUGUUCAAGUAUGGGACAGAGACAACUAUCAUCUUGCGUGUGCAGAAGGUUUUGAUAAACUUGCUGCUCAAGCAGUGUGUCGAUCCCUUGGGUUCGCUUAUGGAACAAGCAUAUGUUGCUCCGCUUUGGGACAAAUGGAAUACGAUAUUGUAUAUAGCAAUUUCAAAUGUACUGGUAUCGAGUCAAACCUACUCGAAUGCGAUUAUGUUAAAUACUUUCCCAACUGCACCAGUGGACAUUACGCUUCUGUAGCCUGCUCGAACCAUCUGGAAAAUGAAGAUUAUGAAUUAAAGAUCCAUACAUCUGGAAAAGUUAUCAUAAGACAUUUUGAUAAUUCGGGCUUUAUCUGCGCUAAUGGUUUUGAUGAUGCAGCAGCGACAGUAAUUUGCAGAGAGAAGGGAUAUAAAGGUGGAUCUGCAUAUUACCAUUCCAGAAAUACUAAAUAUAGCACCGUCCCACUUUUAGGUGUUCCAUGGUUAGCAAACAUUGCGUGCAAUGGAACCGAAUACUAUCUUGGACAAUGUCAAAAAGACAAAUGGGGCUCAGUUGGGACUUGCGAUGAGAACAGAAUACCUGCAGUUUACUGUUACAACCAAACGGGUUUCGUUUUUUCUCUUGUAAAUGAAACAGAUAAUGGUAAUGGACUUGUUGUGUUCACGGUAGAUGAUAAAAGCGGUGCGAUAUGUGUACGCGAUUCCGUUUUUGGAGAACGACAAAAACUUGCAGCCAUUGUAUGUAAACAGCUUGGCUAUGGAAACGGCAGCCUGCUUUUAAAUGGUACUGAAGCUGAGAAUGACGUCGUCGGAAUGGAAAAAUUUCCUGGAAAGUUGGAUAUGUUUAUAACCAAGGUCGAGUGUACCGGAAACGAAAGCAGUAUAACGGAGUGCACGUUUAGGAUUGUAGAAGACUGGUCGACGUUCACUGAAGAUUGGAUAUCGAUAACAACAGAUGGAUGUCACAACUGGUCUUGUAUGAGAGAACGAACCUACAACCGAAUGUAUGCGAUAGAAAAAGAACUCUCGUGUUGGGGAGGAAAACGACGUUUAGCUGUCAAAUGUUUCCUUUAAAACCGUGUAAAUUACGAAAAGCUAAGCAUACAUAAUAUAUAUAGCAAUUGAUAAACAAUACUAUGACCUUAUAUUUAUUGCUAUUACACGACAGAAAAAUGUAAAAUUUUGUCAGAUAAGCCAAAUGAUUAAAAUACUUGGAAAUAUAAUUUGUAAUUUCCGAUAAUGAGAACAUACUAAUAAAACAAGAAAUUUGUUUUUUA
Molecule: messenger RNA, 2061 nt
Organism: Mya arenaria
Lineage: Eukaryota; Metazoa; Mollusca; Bivalvia; Myida; Myidae
Product: lysyl oxidase homolog 2-like
Exons: 9
Coding region: 233-1858 (541 amino acids)
Cellular component (GO): membrane
Source: RefSeq, a predicted model, not a curated record